Molecule: messenger RNA, 835 nt
Organism: Physella acuta
Lineage: Eukaryota; Metazoa; Mollusca; Gastropoda; Physidae
Product: peptidyl-tRNA hydrolase 2, mitochondrial
Cellular component (GO): cytosol
Molecular function (GO): peptidyl-tRNA hydrolase activity
Source: RefSeq, a predicted model, not a curated record
GGUCUAGAAAUUGGAAAUCUGGAGACUAGACAGUAGACUCGUGAUCUAGAAUCUAGAUCUUCAUCUAGAUCUAGAUAGAUAUAAAAUUAAAAAUAGAUCUAGAGUCUAGAAUAUAUCUAACUAAGUAUAAAUAGGCCUAAAUGUACUAAAUGACGCUAAUUUUUGUGUAAACUAAACUCAUUAUAGGUCUACCAUUGAAGUGUCAAGUAUUUGCAAUUUGUUGUAGUACAACACAUUACUAAUUGCUCAAGGCCAUAAGUACUCUGACAUCAUGAAGAGAGCCGCAGAAUAUUUUCAACUUUCCACUUUACUGCAGGACUACCCAAAAUUAAUGUUAACAUUAUGUUUUGGUGGAGGAUUUAUAGCUGCAUACUGGAUGUGCAGGCGCAGAAAAAUUCCAGCUGUAUCUCAGGGAAGUCUAGGUCAGGGGGACAAACCAUUAGUCACAGGUGAAUACAAAAUGGUGCUUGUGGUUAGAACAGAUCUUAAAAUGGGCAAAGGCAAAAUAGGAGCACAGUGUGCUCAUGCUGCAGUAGCAGCAGUUGAAAAAAUUAGCUAUGAUAAUCCAGCUGCAUUGAAAUAUUGGCAAAGACAUGGGCAGCCCAAAGUUGUAGUCAAAGUUGAUGAUGAGGCUGCUUUAUAUAAUAUAAUAAAGGAUGCCGAUGCUUGUAAUAUAAGAACGUGCCUUAUCAGUGACGCAGGGAGGACACAGAUUGCUCCAGGGUCAAAAACUGUUCUGGCUGUUGGCCCAGGUCCAGCAUCUGAAAUUGACAAGAUUACUGGACAUCUAAAAUUACUUUGAUUAACUGUUGUUUUUGUUAUUAACACAAUAAAG